GCAGCCUGCUGACAGUGUAGAGGAAACAUUUGUGACUAAGUGGUCAUGUUGAAUGUCAUGAUCUUCGGCUGGUUGAGUCUCAGCACUGUCCGUGUGGCGUCAGGUCUUGUCCGUACUAACCGCCUGGAGGUCUCGCAUCCGAGCCUGAGGAGGACAGAUACCUCGUUUUUCCCUGGCAUUUCUGUACAAGAUUCAGCUCCUGCAGUGGACACGGUACAACUUCGAAUUGAUUCAAUGGAGGAACAGCUGAUGGUGGAUCCUGUUUCUUAUGAUGAGGAUAUGGCAGAUGCUGUACAGCUCCAAAGGAGAGGCACACGUUCACCAGGCCGCUGUAUUCCACACCAGCAGUCAUGCCUGGGCCACCAGCUGCCCUGCUGCGACUCGUGUGAUACCUGCUAUUGCCGCUUUUUCAAAGCCUUCUGUUACUGCCGCAGCAUGGACCACACUUGUAAACACAGGCGUGCCUAGCACCCAUAACACUGCUCCUGCAGUAGUGGCUGGGUUACAGAUGAUGUGCAGAAAUAAAUCUUAUGCCAAUGUACAUUUAUUAGUAUGCACAAGAAUCCAUAAUGGUACUGCUUUACAUUAAAGUGGCCUGAAUUAACAUAAAACUAAUCAGGAACUUAACAGUUAUGAGCAAAUAUUAUUUGAAAAUGAUUAUUCAGCAUCUACAUUAACAAUAAUAGUUUUAGGUUAGUGGUUGAGCAUUGGACUUGGGAUCAGAAGGUCAUGAGUUCAAAUCCCAGCCCCACCAAUCUGCCCUGCUGGGCAUUUGUGCAAGAACCCUAACCUAUGAUUCUAUAUAUCAGAUCAUUGCAAGAUGCCUUGGAUAAGGCUGUUUGCCAAAAUUAUAAUAAUGUAAACUUUUAAAGACAUGAUGAAUAGAUUAGUUUAUACCAACAUUUCUCAACACAGUUAAGGAACAUUUAUAAAAAAUGUUGUGAAGGUGUUAACGGUAAACUUUAUUAAUAUUUUAUGUGUCCAUUUCAACAAAUGAGGUAAAUAAUAUUAUUAUGUAAAGGAAACCUUAAUGUGAAGUGUACCAUUCAUGAUAAACAUGCCAAAAUAUACAUUUACAAAACCUCACAGGCCUAAACUCAGAUCCUCAGUGCAACAUGCAGACGAAAAAUGUCUAUGAAUUGUUGUAAUUGUUUAUACAUGUACAAAUAUAUAUGUGAAAAUGGUGUCCUUUUUUUUUUACGUUGUUAAAGCAAAUUGGUAUGCAGAACUGCAUUGUAUUAUUUAUAAAUUUUUAAUGUAAUAAAACCUAUAUA
Silurus meridionalis is the source of this 1274-nucleotide messenger RNA. Its product is annotated as agouti related neuropeptide. The coding region runs from base 46 to 468 and encodes 140 amino acids. The record is from RefSeq and is a predicted model, not a curated record. Gene Ontology annotation, biological process: neuropeptide signaling pathway; positive regulation of feeding behavior; adult feeding behavior. Gene Ontology annotation, molecular function: type 1 melanocortin receptor binding; neuropeptide hormone activity. Gene Ontology annotation, cellular component: extracellular region. Lineage: Eukaryota; Metazoa; Chordata; Actinopteri; Siluriformes; Siluridae. The transcript is spliced from 3 exons.